This is a messenger RNA of Cyphomyrmex costatus, 1676 nucleotides long. RefSeq names its product Cytochrome P450 family protein sad (gene sad). Lineage: Eukaryota; Metazoa; Arthropoda; Insecta; Hymenoptera; Formicidae. The transcript has 7 exons. The record is from RefSeq and is a predicted model, not a curated record. Gene Ontology annotation, molecular function: monooxygenase activity; oxidoreductase activity, acting on paired donors, with incorporation or reduction of molecular oxygen; heme binding. The coding region runs from base 78 to 1676 and encodes 532 amino acids.
GAGGAACUAUUUAAAAUCAAAUAUCGCGAAGCUGCACAUUUGUAUCUCGGUCUUAUAUACCUGGUGUCGCUGAAGAGAUGAACACUACACCAAGAACAUUACGAAGAUUCGCAAGGUCGACGAACUUCCGCAAUGAUUUUAACGCUUCGUUUAUCAAGCGCGGAACGAUCCUUGGAUCCGAUCAGCGAUUUUUAUUAUUAAAUAAUAACGAUGCUACUCCUUCAUGGAACGCUAGUCAAGGCUUGGUAAAGAGCUCCGUAUUAUCGCGAACGUUUGCGCAAUAUUUCGGAAUUUCGACAAGAAAGGAACCACCCGAGCCACGAGGUCUUCCCUUGAUUGGUACAACGUUAUCCCUGAUGAGGUCCGGUGGUCCACAAAAACUGCAUGAAUACGUGGACAAUAGACACCGAGAACUUGGACCAGUGUUUAGAGAACAGAUUGGACCAGUCCAGGGUGUUUUCGUUAAUUCGCCUGCUGAAUAUCGUAAGAUAUUAUCCGAUCUUGCGGGUAACACGCCGCAGCACUUCUUGCCGGAACCCUGGGUGUUGUAUAAUGAAAUGCGAGCGCAAAACCGAGGUCUGCUCUUCAUGGAGGGAGAAGAGUGGUGGUAUUACCGUAAAAUCCUCAAUCGAAUAAUGCUGAAAUCUGGAUCAAAGGUUUUUUAUGGACCUUGUCAGAAAGCAGCCGAUAAUCUUACGAAGGAAUGGAAAACGUAUAGCCAAACUGAUCGUACAAUACCGAAUCUGGAACAUGAGCUGUAUCAGUGGUCUAUCGAGGUGAUGUUAGCGGCUAUGAUAGGUUCGCAAUGGCAUGUUUGCGAACCGCGGUUACGUUAUGACAUAGAAGAUAUAGCUAUGAUACUACACCAGAUUUUCACGUAUACUUCAAGUCUCUCAAUGCUACCAGCCAAGUUAGCGAUGAAGCUUAGGUUGCCAGUGUGGAACAAAUUUGUUAAAGCUGCUGACAGCGUGCUAGAAAAAGUGCGCAAACUGGUGCCUGAAAUGAUUCAGUUGUCGGACAACGACGGAAUUCUGCAGAUGAUCUUAAAUAAUGAUAUUCGCGGAGAUAAAGCAGUCAGAAUCAUUUGCGAUUUCGUCAUAGCUGCUGGUGACACAACAUCGAUUACCAUGCAAUGGGUAUUGCUAUUACUUAGUAAUCAACCUGAGCUACAAGAUCGAUUGUUCGAUGAAAUCAAAGAUUUGUCACUAGAAAAUCUUCUGCAACAUCAAUUAUUGAGACAUGUAUGGAAGGAAACCUUGAGACUGUACCCUGUUGCGCCAUUCAUUACGAGAAUUUUGCCAGUGGACUCCGUAAUUGGCGGUUACUUUGUGCCGAAAGGGAAUCUAAUUCUCUUGUCGCUUUACUCAAGCGGCCGCGAUGAGAAUAAUUAUGUACGACCUAAUGAAUUCUGGCCAGAAAGAUGGCUCAGAACGGGGGAAGAUUCAUUCAAAUACCAGGGAGUAAAGGAUACACGUGCUAAUGUACCAUUUGCGGUAGGCGUGAGGAACUGCAUUGGUCAGAGACUCGCGGAAACGCAGUUAUCUCUUACGUUGGCGCAGCUCAUUAAAAACUUCAAGAUUGAGUGCGAAAAUAGAGACAAGAUUAAGAUGAUUUUGCGUAUGGUAUCUGUACCAUCAGAAUCUAUCAGGCUGAAACUGACUGAUAGAAAAAUAUGA